Molecule: messenger RNA, 2856 nt
Organism: Anolis sagrei ordinatus
Lineage: Eukaryota; Metazoa; Chordata; Lepidosauria; Squamata; Anolidae
Gene: ZBTB12
Product: zinc finger and BTB domain containing 12
Biological process (GO): regulation of transcription by RNA polymerase II
Molecular function (GO): DNA-binding transcription factor activity, RNA polymerase II-specific; RNA polymerase II cis-regulatory region sequence-specific DNA binding; protein binding
Source: RefSeq, a predicted model, not a curated record
GGGACGCGGGAGUGGAUUUAAAGGCUCCCCCCUGUGGGUGGGCUUCCAUAGAGAGAGAGAGGCUCCUCUCCGCCCUUCUCUUCCAUUGACCUUUCCCUGCUCCUUCUCUUUUCUGUGUGGCUGACAAAUAAUCCCUCUCCCCUCCCUUCCCUUUAAGGAGCCCCCCCUUUAAUUCCUUUCUCUGGGUUUUUUUUAACCUCCUUGUUUGGCCAUUUGGGGCCAGCAGCCCCUCUCUCUCUCUCCCUUUCCCUCUCCCUCCUUGCAGCAGUUUCACUUCUCAGCAGCCUUCCAACACUCAACACUUCCUGCCCUCUUUGUUUCCAGCUUUCUUCCACACCAAACAGUUGGACUUUCUUCUCCAUCUUGCUCAGAACCAAUGGCAUCAGGUGUGGAGCUCCUUCGGUUCCAGCUCCCCGGCCAUGAGGCGGCCACUCUGCGCAACAUGAACCAGCUCCGUUCCGAGGAGCGCUUCUGCGAUGUCACCAUUGUGGCAGACAGCCUCAAGUUCCGGGGCCACAAGGUCAUCCUCGCUGCCUGUUCCCCCUUCCUUAGAGACCAGUUUCUCCUCAACCCAUCCUCGGAGCUCCAGGUUUCCCUCAUGCACAGCGCCAAGAUUGUCGCCGACCUCCUCCUCUCUUGCUACACCGGCGCCUUAGAGUUCGCCGUCCGAGACAUCGUCAACUACCUGACGGCGGCCAGCUAUCUGCAGAUGGAGCAUGUGGUGGAGAAGUGCCGGAACGCCUUGUCUCAGUUCAUAGAGCCCAAGAUCAGCCUCAAGGAAGAAACGGCCAAAUACGGGAUCCACCGGAGGUCCAAGUCCCCCAGCAUUGUGGGCUGCACUACUUCUACCUCAACCCGUAAAGAACACUCGCGAAAAAGGUCUAUGCAGCGCCCUGUGAAGCUGGAGUUCCCAUUGGAAGAAGAGCUGGAGAUGAAGGCAGAAGAUGAAGAUGAAGAUCAGGAGGACGACUACGGAGAUGAAGAUGCUAUCUCUGAUAUCUGCAUUGUGAAGAUCGAGUCAGCCAUAGAGGUAGCUCAGCGACAGAAGAAGCAGCAGCAGCAACAGGCAGGCACGAGUUGGAAUAACAAAGAUAUGUCACCCCAACAGAGCUGGAACAAGGAAAGUUCUCCCCAGCAGACGUGGGGCAAAGAGUCUUCUCCCCCAUCAGAGUGGAACAAGGAUGGAUCUGGAGACCAAGAAGAGCCUCAAGUCAACUCUACAGUGGCAGAAACCAUGGGGUCUUCUCCAGAAUCGAGCCCCGAGAAACCCCAACAUGGUGUAGUGAAAGCCUCCUACAGCCUGUCUGAGGAUGCUGAGGGUGAAGGCCUCCUGAUCAUCCCAGGUGGAAGCUACUUGGAGGAAACCAGUGAGGCGGCAGCUGUGGCGGCCGAGUGCCAGAGCAGUGGUGGUGGGAUGGGGCUGGUGCUGGCAGGACUGAGUGGGCGUCCCUUCUCCACCUUUCCUGCCAUGGGGAGAGGUGGCAGCUCAGGAAUCGCAGGAGGCGGAGGAGGCAGCGGUGCCUCUAGAAUCAUCCGCUGCACCAAGUGUGAGGAGGUUUUCCAAGGUGUGGAGAAGCUGGUCUUCCACAUGAGGGCCCACCACUUCAUCUUCAUGUGCCCCCGCUGCGGCAAGCAGUUCAACCACAGCAGCAACCUCAACCGGCACAUGAAUGUCCACCGCGGUGUCAAGUCGCACUCCUGCACCAUCUGCGGGAAAUGCUUCACCCAAAAGUCCACGCUCCACGACCACAUGAACCUCCACAGCGGCGAGAGGCCUUACCGCUGCUCCUACUGCGACGUCCGCUUCGCCCACAAGCCCGCAAUCCGGCGCCACCUCAAGGAACAGCAUGGGAAGACCACGGCGGAGAACGUCAUGGAAGCCAGCGUGACCGAGAUCAACGUCCUCAUACGCUGAGGGAGAAAUGGCAGGGUUGGGAGCGUCGAGAAGUGGAAAGGAGUUCCUGAGCUCUGAGGGAGGGAAGUGGGGUGUAGUGGUUAGAAUGUAGGGGUGGCGAGCCAGAGCUCUUCCUUUGAGUUUUUUGGGAUAGGAUUAGUGUCUAGAUUACUAGAGGGAUGGAAACUCCUGGAUUGUGUGGAAGGAGUUUGUGGGUGGGCAGGGGCUAGUGGAUUAGAAAAGAAGAGUAGGUCGUAUGGGAAGUAAGGCUCCUGCGUUGCCCAGGAGAUGAAGGGGAUCUAGUUGGUCAGAUUAGGGGGAAUCCGGGCAGUGAGGAUACAGGAUUCCAUGGUUCUUUUCACUUCCUUUCUUCACAGUUCCCAUCCCUCUGUUUUUAAUGUCCUGUUACCAGAAAUCACUACCUCUUUUAAAGCCUGAUCUUAUGCAUAUUUACUUGGUAGUUUCUGUAUAUACUUAUGUAUAAGUUGACCACAUGUAGAUUUUGGAGCCAAAAUUUCGGUUUUUAAUUUGUGGGUAAGGCAAGGGUCAUUCCGUGAGGAAAGCACCACAUUGUCUUGGACCCAACUGCCCUUGGCUGUCACUAUUUGCCCACCCAGGGAUUCAAAAAGAUUGGAAGAGGUGCCACAACAUAUAAGAGAAGGUCUGUACUUAUUUUAGGUUCUUGUGAGAUGGACUGACCUUUUCGUCAUUCCACUAAAAUAAGAUGUUUCCUUUUUGAUGCAAGCUAGGGCACAAUACUUAAGUGGACCCAUGGCUAGAUCAAUCUAGUAGGGGAUUAAUUUUUACAAUUUCUAGACUUAUACAUGAGUAUACACAAUGUCCCACCCGAAGUCAGUGGGUCCAAUUCCCAAGUAAAUGGUAUAGGAUCAUGAUCUGUGGGUUAUUAGGGGAGACGCACACGACUUAAUAAAUACCUCCCCCUCUGCUUAAAGGGGCAUAAA